ACGAGUUCGCUCUAGGAGUAAUCAGUUUCGGACUCGUAGUGGAACCAAGCGCUUGGGUCCCCGAUGCUGCACAAAUCACGGCGACCCCCGGUGGAGAUGAAGGCGGACUCCGAUUGGCUCUGAUUUUUAAAAGCCCUUUUCAUUCAGGAGGUUACCCAUUAUCAACAUGGCUGAGCCUUCGGCCCCAGUACCCUCUGCAAAAAUGGCGUCACUUAGCCGGGUUCGAGCUCUGACGAUGAUUUUCUUAACUGUCAGCGGUUGUUUGGUCACCUCGACAAGUGGCAAGGAAGGCGGGGUAGAGUCGGACACGGUUAUCAUCGGGCUCCGGUUGGAGGACACGGACGACAUUUCCUUUAUGGAUAGGGGCUAUCUACGGGUGAGUGAACGGUCUCGUGUCAAAUUGAGGGUCUACGGGCAAAACAUAAACAACGAGACCUGGUCCAAAAUUGCAUUUACGGAACACGAGCAGAUCCGACCAGUCGGGGACAUCGACAGUUUAUCGGGGGACAACGGGAGCAAAGAGGAUACAUCCGCGCAUCCCUGCGGUAUUAGGACCUCGGAUAUAAUCAUCUUGCCCAACAUCAUUCUAUGUCGCAGGACGUCGGGAGUAGUUGAAAUCGAGGUCAAACCCCUUCGAAAAACCGAGAGGAGUAAAUCGUAUUACCUGUGCAUCGCCACCUCGACACCUGCCCAUCACGCCGCCGGCCUGCACGACCCAUGGACCGAAAACACCUGGAUUUACCACGACGGAGAUGACACGAAAGUGAUAGUUGUGGAGGAGAAGAGGUUUCUGCUCCCCUUCUGGCUUCAAGUCAUCUUUAUUUCCAUGUUGCUGUGUCUGUCAGGCAUGUUCAGCGGGUUGAACUUGGGACUGAUGGCACUGGACCCAAUGGAGCUCCAAAUAGUUCAGAAUUGUGGCACAGAGAUGGAGAAGAAUUAUGCCAAAAAGAUAGAGCCAGUUAGGAGCCAAGGGAAUUACCUGCUUUGCUCACUUCUCCUAGGCAACGUGCUCGUCAAUACAACUCUAACUAUCUUAUUUGAUGAUAUUGCAGGUUCUGGGCUGAUAGCUGUGGUGAUGUCAACUAUUGGAAUUGUCAUCUUUGGAGAGAUUGUCCCUCAAGCCAUAUGCUCAAGACAUGGCCUUGCCGUUGGAGCCAACACCAUAUUCCUCACCAAGUUUUUCAUGCUGCUCACCUUCCCUGCUUCAUACCCAGUGAGCAAACUUCUAGAUUACCUUUUGGGCCAAGAGAUAGGCACUGUGUACAACCGCGAGAAGCUUUUGGAGAUGCUCAGAGUCACGGAUCCUUACAAUGAUCUGGUCAAAGAGGAGUUGAACAUCAUUCAGGGCGCCUUGGAACUACGGACUAAGACUGUGGAGGACGUGAUGACCCCGCUAAGAGAUUGUUUUAUGAUUCCAGGUGAUGCUAUCCUCGACUUCAACACCAUGUCUGAAAUUAUGGAGAGCGGCUACACGCGCAUCCCCGUGUUCGAGGGCGAGAGGUCCAACAUUGUGGAUCUAUUGUUCGUGAAGGACCUGGCGUUUGUCGACCCAGAUGAUUCUACGCCGCUGAAAACCAUCACUAAGUUUUACAGCCAUCAGCUGCAUUUUGUGUUCAAUGACACCAGGCUGGAUGCCAUGCUGGAGGAGUUCAAGAAAGGUAAAUCCCACCUGGCCAUAGUUCAAAGGGUGAACAACGAGGGUGAGGGGGACCCCUUCUACGAGGUCCUGGGCAUCGUCACCCUGGAGGACAUAAUCGAGGAAAUCAUCAAGUCAGAGAUCCUGGACGAGACAGACUUGUACACUGACAACAAAACGAAGAAGAAAAUCACCCAUCGUGAGCGGAAGCAGGAUUUCUCAGCCUUCAAGCCCAACGACAGUGAAAUGAAGGUUAAAAUAUCACCUCAGCUUCUGCUGGCAACCCUGCGUUACCUAGCAACAGAGGUGGAGUCGUUCGGGCCGGUGCAGAUGUCAGAGAAGAUCCUGCUGCGUCUGCUAAAACACCCCAACGUGAUCCAGGAGCUGAAGUACGACGAGAAGAACAAGAGAGCACCGGAGCACUACCUCUUCCACAGGAACAAGCCUGUGGACUACUUCAUACUCAUCCUGCAGGGGAAGGUGGAGGUGGAGGCAGGGAAGGAAGGGAUGAAGUUUGAAGCAGGAGCGUUCUCCUCCUAUGGGAUGAUGGCUCUCACCACCUCUCCAGACCCUCUUUCAAUGUGCUUGGAUGGCACGUUGGUUGUUUUUCAGGACACGGUGUACGACGAGAACAAGUCCCCCCCGCGGCCGUUUGGCCUGAACCACUCAGACUCCCUGAACCGGAGUGACCGCAUCGAUGCCAUCACACCCACGCUGGGGAGCAGUAACAACCAGCUGAACGCAUUCCUACAGAUAUACAUGCCAGACUACUCUGUCAGGGCUGUGUCUGACCUGCAGUACAUCAAGGUGACCCGUCAGCAGUACCAGAACGCCCUGAUGGCGUCGCGCAUGGAUAAGACGCCCCAGUCGAUGGACAGCGAGUUCACCAAGAUCGAAUUGACUCUGACCACUGAGCUCCACGAUGGUGGAGGGGGAGGCGUCCUGGAGACGCCAGCUAUGGCCCACCACGAGACAGCCAGCCUGCUCAACCUCAACACACAGCCCCAGAACUGUCUGGCCCACAGGGUCAACCACACUGCGCACAAUGAGGGACCCAUCUAGCCCACACUGGGGUGGUGGGGACAGAGGGAGAGGAGGGAGGAGGGGUCUGGGGAGAGGGUGAGAGGAGUGAGGAGGGAUGGUGUUAGUACCCUCUGGGCCAGGGCCUGGGCCUAAUCCUCCAACAUCCAAGGACCUCUAACCCCUACCCAUCACCCCCUUAUGGCUGGAAGACCCUGGAGGAAUUGAGGGGAAGGACCUCUAACCCCUACCCAUCACCCCCUUAUGGCUGGAAGACCCUGGAGGAAUUGAGGGGAAGGACCUCUAACUCCUACCCACCACCCCCUUAUGGCUGGAAGACCCUGGAGGAUUUGAGGGGAAGGACCUCUAACCCCUAACCACCACCCCCUUAUGGCUGGAAGACCCUGGAGGAAUUGAGGGGAAGGACCUCUAACCCCUAACCACCACCCCCUUAUGGCUGGAAGACCCUGGAGGAAUUGAGGGGAAGGACCUCUAACCCCUACCCACCACCCCCUUAUGGAUUGAAGACCCUGGAGGAUUUGAGGGGAGGGACCUCUAACCCUUACCCACCACCCCCUUAUGGAUUGAAGACCCUGGAGGAUUUGAGGGGAGGGACCUCUAACCCUUACCCACCACCCCCUUAUGGAUGGAAGACCCUGGAGGAUUUGAUGGGAGGGACCUCUAACCCUUACCCACCACCCACUUGUGGAUUGAAGACCCUGGAGGAAUUGAGGGGAAGGGGGCUACGGAGAUGUGUAUACUGAGCCCCAGCCUGAACCUCUACUCUCUACCCUCCACCACCCCUGGCCGAUUCCACAGCCUGGAACAGAAUACCCUUUGGGGUAGUGGGGAAGGGGGCUAAAGGGAUAGCACUCUGGGCCCUCACCCACAUCACACACCUCUAGAAGACCCUGUUAGGGUGGGCUUAGACCGUCCUCAGCCAAUCCAUCCGCUUAAAUACACAGGAACCUGGUAUUCCAGUAGCUCGGAAAGAUGGUCAACAGUGCGCAUGCCCCCCCCCCCCCAUUCCCCUGACCACACACAAACACUUACACAAAAGUAUACACACUUUCCAGUCUGUUCUUGUUCAGGGAUUGGCAGUGGACUGUAGUAUUACUAGUACUACUACAACGAAGGACUUAAACGCACGCAGACAAAUAUGGUUAGUCAAAGACUGUACCAAAUACCGCUUUGAAGGAAACCAUGGAACCAUGAACCAAGAAUGUUUUUGUGCAUUUAUUUAUUAUAUAUAUACAGUGGGGAGAACAAGUAUUUGAUACACUGCCGAUUUUGCAGGUUUUCCCACUUACAAAGCAUGUAGAGGUCUGUAAUUUUUAUCAUAGGUACACUUCAACUGUGAGAGACAGAAUCUAAAACAAAAAUCCUGAAAAUCACAUUGUAUGAUUUUUAAGUAAUUAAUUUGCAUUUUAUUGCAUGACAUAAGUAUUUGAUACAUCAGAAAAGCAGAACUUAAUAUUUGGUACAGAAACCUUUGUUUGCAAUUACAGAGAUCAUACGUUUCCUGUAGUUCUUGACCAGGUUUGCACACACUUCAGCAGGGAUUUUGGCCCACUCCUCCAUACAGACCUUCUCCAGAUCCUUCAGGUUUCGGGGCUGUCGCUGGGCAAAACGGACUUUCAGCUCCCUCCAAAGAUUUUCUAUUGAGUUCAGGUCUGGAGACUGGCUAGGCCACUCCAGGACCUUGAGAUGCUUCUUACGGAGCCACUCCUUAGUUGCCCUGGCUGUGUGUUUCGGUUCGUUGUCAUGCUGAUAGACCCAGCCAUGACCCAUCCUCAAUGCUCUUACUGAGGAAAGGAGGUUGUUGGCCAAGAUCUCGCGAUACAUGGCCCCAUCCAUCCUUCCCUCAAUGCGGUGCAGUCAUCCUGUCCCCUUUGCAGAAAAGCAUCCCCAAAGAAUGAUGUUUCCACCUCCAUGCUUCACGGUUGGGAUGGUGUUCUUGGGGUUGUACCCAUCCUUCUUCUUCCUCCAAACACGGCGAGUGGAGUUUAGACCAAAAAGCUCUAUUUUGUCUCAUCACAUGACCUUCUCCCAUUCCUCCUCUGGAUCAUCCAGAUGGUCGUUGGCAAACUUCAGACGGGCCUGGACAUUCGCUGGCUUGAGCAGGGGGACCUUGCGUGCGCUGCAGGAUUUUAAUCCAUGACGGCGUAGUGUGUUACUAAUGGUUUUCUUUGAGACUGUGGUCCCAGCUCUCUUCAGGUCAUUGACCAGGUCCUACCGUGUUGUUCUGGGCUGAUCCCCCACCUUCCUCAUGAUCAUUGAUGCCCCACGAGGUGAGAUCUUGCAUGGAGCCCCAGACCGAGGGUGUUUGACCGUCAACUUGAACUUCUUCCAUUUUCUAAUAAUUGCGCCAACAGUUGUUGCCUUCUCACCAAGCUGCUUGCCUAUUGUCCUGUAACCCAUCCCAGCCUUGUGCAGGUCUACAAUUUUAUCCCUGAUGUCCUUACACAGCUCUCUGGUCUUGGCCAUUGUGGAGAGGUUGGAGUCUGUUUGAUUGAGUGUGUGGACAGGUGUCUUUUAUACAGGUAGCGAGUUCAAACAGGUGCAGUUAAUACAGGUAAUGAGUGGAGAACAGGAGGGCUUCUUAAAGAAAGACUAACAGGUCUGUUGAGAGCCGGAAUUCUUACUGGUUGGUAGGUUAUCAAAUACUUAUGUCAUGCAAUAAAAUGCUAAUUAAUUACUUAAAAAUCAUACAAUGUGAGUUUCUUGAUUUUUGUUUUAGAUUCCGUCUCUCAGAGUUGAAGUGUACCUAUGAUAAAAAUUACAGACCUCUACAUGCUUUGUAAGUAGGACAACCUGCAAAAUCGGCAGUGUAUCAAAUAAUUGUUAUCCCCACUGUAUAUAUGUGUAUAUAUGUAUGUGUGGAGAAGAUAUGAUAUAUACCAUUGCACAAACAUGCAUGGGCAUGUAGAUGUUUGUGUGUGUAUAUAUGUGAUAUUGAAAUACAUGCUAUAUAUAUAUAUAUAUAUAUAUAUAUAUACUCAUACAGUACCAGUCAAAAGUUUGGACACACUUAUUCAUUCAAGGGUUUAUCAUUAUUUUUUACUAUUGUAUCAAAUAUAUUUUGAUUUGUUUAACACUUUUUUGGUUACUACAUGAUUCCAUAUGUGUUAUUUCAUAGUUUUGAUGUCUUCAUCAUUAUUCUACAAUGUAGAAAAUAGUAAAAAAUAAAGAAAAACCUUUGAAUGAGUAGCUGUCCCAACUUUUGACUGCUACUGUACAUCCAUGUAUGAGUUGGUGAGGGUCUUUUAAAGAUGUGUAUAUUACAGAUCUUGUUAUUUUUACUAUUCUUCUCAAUCAGGCUAAUGGUACCGUAUCUUUUCACCUUCUUAAAAUCACACUAUUGCCUUUUUAAAAAAUCAUCUUCAUUAUUUUUUAACAAAGUGCAAUGUGAAAAAAACAGUAUAUUUAAGAGAUUAUUAUGAAUAAAAAAUGGACUUUAUUGUAAACUGAGACAGAUAUAUUUGUAUGUUUGUAUGCACCGUAUGUAUGUGUAUAUUUUGGUUCAAAGAUGCUGAGUUGCAACCGUCCACAAGCAAAACCCGUCCGUCCCAAAGCCAGUUUAUUUUCCUAUUAUGGCCGAUGUACGAUCAGAAGCCCUUUGACCUCAUUAUAUUGCUGUUUGAUAUGGAGGUUAUCCAGACUUUAGUUAACAGACUUAAAACAGACGUAAUAAUAGAAUCCAGACAAGUCUUACGACUGUGGAUGUAUUGACAUUGAAAAGUGCUAACUUGGCACUUAUGAACACAUGUGUCUUUUAUUAUUCAUAAUCAAACGUGAUCAUUGGCCAGUAUUAAUGACCUCAUCUAACAUGUUGAGCAUCAUGAACUUCACAAAAGCAACCUCGACAUUAAACUAUUGUCCAUGAAUGAC
Molecule: messenger RNA, 6547 nt
Organism: Oncorhynchus kisutch (coho salmon)
Lineage: Eukaryota; Metazoa; Chordata; Actinopteri; Salmoniformes; Salmonidae
Product: metal transporter CNNM2
Exons: 8
Coding region: 167-2698 (843 amino acids)
Biological process (GO): transport; magnesium ion homeostasis
Cellular component (GO): plasma membrane
Molecular function (GO): magnesium ion transmembrane transporter activity
Source: RefSeq, a predicted model, not a curated record